Molecule: messenger RNA, 1822 nt
Organism: Vicugna pacos (alpaca)
Lineage: Eukaryota; Metazoa; Chordata; Mammalia; Artiodactyla; Camelidae
Source: RefSeq, a predicted model, not a curated record
AUCUUUAUCAGAGGGCCAAAUUCCCUUCAUAAGAGAGAUUAAAGUACACCUAGCUGAUUGUUUACUUUGAGUCAUUAUGAAUCAAAGACUCACAGGUUGAAUUAGCUGGACUGUUAGAAAAGCUUUAGAUUUCAGGCUCACAGUUGUCUAAGUAAGAAGAGAAAGCUUCAAUGGAUCUAGCUGUGGUCCUCGUGCUCUGUCUCUCCUGUUGGCUUCUCCUGUCUCUGUGGAAACAGAGAUCUCAAAGAGGGAACCUCCCGCCUGGCCCCACUCCUCUCCCAAUUCUUGGAAAUAUCCUACAGUUAGAUGUUAAGGACAUCAGCAAAUCUUUAAGAAAUCUCUCAAAAGUUUAUGGCCCUGUGUUCACUCUGUAUUUUGGCUUGAAGCCCACCAUUGUGUUGCAUGGAUAUGAAGCAGUGAAAGAAGCCCUAAUUGAUAUGGGAGAAGAGUUUUCUGGAAGAGGGAGUUUCCCAUUGGCUGAAAGAGUUAAUAAGGGAUAUGGAGUCCUCUUCAGCAAUGGAAAGAGAUGAAAGGAGAUCCGGCGCUUCUCCCUCAUGACCCUGCGGAAUUUCGGAAUGGGUAAGAGGAGCAUUGAGGACCGUGUUCAAGAGGAAGCCCGCUGCCUUGUGGAGGAGUUGAGAAAAACCAAUGCUUCACCCUGUGAUCCGGGCUGUGCUCCCUGCAACGUGAUCUGCUCCAUUAUUUUCCAGAACCGUUUUGAUUAUACAGAUCACGAUUUUCUUAGUUUGCUGGAAAAAUUUAAUGAAAACCUCAGGAUUGUGAGCUCCCCAUGGAUCCAGGUCUGCAACAAUUUCCCUGCUUUCAUUGACUAUCUCCCAGGAAGUCAUAACAAAAUACUUAAAAAUUUUGCUUAUUUAGAAAGCUAUGUUUUGGAGAAAAUAAAAGAACACCAGGUAUCCCUGGACAUUAACAACCCUCGGGACUUCAUUGACUGUUUUCUGAUCAAAAUGGAACAGGAAAAGCACAAUCAACAGACGGAGUUUACUUUUGAAAACUUGAUAGCCACUGUGUCUAAUUUGUUUGGAGCUGGGACAGAGACAACAAGCACCACCCUAAGAUACGCUCUCCUGCUCCUGCUGAAGCACCGAAAAGUUACAGCUAAGGUCCAGGAAGAGAUUGACUGUGUGAUUGGCAGACACCGGAGCCCCUGCAUGCAGGACAGGAGCCACAUGCCCUAUACAGAUGCUGUGGUGCACGAAAUCCAGAGAUACAUCAAUCUCAUCCCCACCAACCUGCCCCAUGCGGUGACCCAUGACAUUAAAUUCAGAAACUACCUCAUCCCCAAGGGCACGACUAUAUUAACAUCGUUGACUUCUGUGCUACAUGAUGACAAAGAAUUCCCCAACCCAGAGGUGUUUGACCUGCCCACUUCUUGGAUGAUAGUGGCAGCUUUAAGAAAAGUAACUACUUUAUGGCUUUCUCAGCAGGAAAACGAAUGUGUUGGAGAGGGCCUGGCCCGCAUGGAGCUGUUUUUAUUCUUGACCACCAUUUUACAGAAAUUUACCCUGGAAUCUGUAGUUGACCCUAAGGAUAUCGACACCACCCUAAUUUCUAGUGGGUUUGGCCAUGUGCCACCCUUGUACCAGCUCUGCUUCAUUCCUGUGUGAUGAAGGGCACACCAUCCAGCUGCUGCUGUGCUGUUGUCUCUAAUUCCCCCUCCUUUUUCUCACUACCAGGGAUGAUUUCUCUUGCCACUUAAUCUCACAUCUUCCCAUUCCAUCAAUAUCCACUGAACAUCCAGCCUCCAUUGUACGUGAGAUUCCUGAAUUUUAUUGAAUAAAUAUAUGUGCUGUUCUUUUUA